Molecule: messenger RNA, 1458 nt
Organism: Glycine soja
Lineage: Eukaryota; Viridiplantae; Streptophyta; Magnoliopsida; Fabales; Fabaceae
Product: GDSL esterase/lipase At1g54790-like
Exons: 5
Coding region: 78-1220 (380 amino acids)
Molecular function (GO): hydrolase activity, acting on ester bonds
Source: RefSeq, a predicted model, not a curated record
AAGUAUUUGCAGAUGUUUAAAACACAAGCAAAGCCCAGAAGGCUUAAAACCCCUCCUAACAGUAAUAGUGGAUAGCCAUGGCCUCCAACACAUGUAUCAUUCGAAUUCUUACCGUCAUUGCCAUCUGCAUACCUCGUGCCAAAUCCUUCCACUUGGAUUUUCCAGCAGUUUUUAACUUUGGUGAUUCAAAUUCUGAUACUGGUGCUCUUAUUGCCGCUGCUUUUGAGAGCCUUUACCCACCAAAUGGACAAACUUACUUCCAAAAACCAUCAGGGAGAUACUCUGAUGGCCGUCUCACCAUCGAUUUCCUUAUGGAUGCUAUGGACUUGCCAUUCCUAAAUGCCUAUCUUGAUUCGUUAGGUUUGCCAAAUUUUAGGAAGGGAUGCAACUUUGCCGCAGCAGCUGCAACUAUACUUCCAGCCACUGCAUCAUCCCUCUGCCCCUUCUCCUUUGGGGUUCAGGUGUCUCAGUUCCUCCGAUUCAAAGCUCGGGCCCUUGAAUUGAUCGCUAAAGGCAGGAAAUUUGAUAAGUACGUCCCUGAUGAAAAUGUUUUUGAGAAGGGAUUGUACAUGUUUGAUAUUGGCCAGAAUGAUCUUGCUGGAGCAUUUUAUUCCAAAACAUUAGACCAAAUACUUGCCUCAAUCCCCACAAUUCUUUUAGAGCUUGAAAAGGGAAUUAAGAAUCUCUAUGACCAGGGGGCUAGAUAUUUCUGGAUACACAAUACAGGUCCUCUCGGAUGCUUGCCUCAGAAUAUUGCCAAAUUUGGAACUGAUUCAUCAAAGCUUGACGAACUAGGGUGUGUUAGUUCACACAACCAAGCUGCUAAAACCUUUAACCUACAGCUACAUGCUCUCUGUACUAAAUUGCAGGGCCAAUAUCCAGAUUCAAAUGUCACAUACGUUGAUAUCUUCACUAUAAAAUCAAACCUCAUUUCAAACUUUUCUAGAUACGGGUUUGAACAACCUAUUAUGGCUUGUUGUGGAUACGGAGGUCCACCACUAAACUAUGACAGUCGAGUUUCCUGUGGGGAAACCAAGACCUUUAACGGGACCACAAUUACAGCAAAAGCUUGUAAUGAUACCAGUGAGUACAUAAGUUGGGAUGGGAUUCAUUACACUGAGACUGCAAAUCAAUAUGUAGCAUCACAAAUUCUCACUGGAAAGUACUCGGACCCUCCUUUCUCAGACAAAAUGCCAUUCCUACUUAAGCUCAAGUUCUAAAUACCCCAUUAUAUUUAUUGUUACUAUUAUUUGAUUCUUUAUGGUAUCGUGAAAGCUAUAGCUGAUUGUAACUUUGAAUGACAGUCAAGCUCUUACUAAUGAAUAUGUUUUAAAGAUUGGUCCCAUUGACAUGGUAACAUGGUCUGUGUGAUAAUGUUCAAGGAUUGGUAAUUGAACACAUUCAGACUUCAUGGUUCAUUUGUAUGCUAUAUACUAUAUAAAAGGGCCUUUUGGGAUA